AUGGACAAGUCGAAUGCCACCCACAUGGAAGUGUCGGCCUUCCCAGACUCUCACGUAGUCGACUCGUACGCUGUCGACAACAAGGAUGAACAAGUCACAGUCAUCGGUACCAUGGGCCAGGACCCUGAUCAUAAACAACCAGUGACCUGGAGAGCAUGGGCCAUCGUUGCCAUCUGCGCCCUGGCUACGUUCCAGAACACAUACUACGGUAUCGCCCCUGCUGCGAACCAAUACGCCAUCGCUGGAGCUCUACAGGGCACUGCAAGUCAAAGAAUCUGGAUCGUCCAGGCUGCUGCCGUUCCUGCUAUCGCUUUCGGCCCGAUCUUUGCCAUCAUCUCGGAUGUCUACGGCCGCAGAUAUCUCAUUCUCGUCGUCUGGAGUCUUUUCGCUAUUGGCUCUAUCGUGUCUAUGACUGCCAGUGGUAUGACUGCUGUCAUUGCUGGUCAGGCCCUCUCUGGUAUUGCAUCUGGUAUCUCUGGUAUCAUGUUUGCAGUUGCAUCUGAAGUCCUUCCCGGAGCUUACCGCGCUUACGGUCAAACUAUCGUCAGUUGGGUUUCAGGUCUUUCAUCCCUCGUUGCCCUUCUCCCCAUCGGAGCCGCCACAACUGCCGACCCCGUAAAUGGCUGGAGAUGGGUCUUCCGGAUCAAACUCAUACUUGAAUGCCUCGUCGUCAUCGGUAUUGCGGCUCUAUACUUCGUAAGUUAUCUGUUAUUGAACUUGUUUACUGCGCUGACCAUGCAUGAUGCANNGCCCCCUCCUCGUACUGCCGCUAGUAAGCAGUCGCUUGGUCAAAAGCUCAAGGCUCUCGACUGGAUCGGUUACAUCCUACUCCUGGGCGCUCUUGUUCCGUUCUUGAUGGGCUUUGCUUGGAGUGGUGAUUCCAAUUAUGGUUGGGCAAACAAGACUCACACCGUUGUUCCUGUUGUUGUUGGUGGUGUCCUCUUCAUCGUCUGCUUAAUCUAUGAAUGGAAGGGAACCAAGACGGGUUUCCUGGACCACCGCCUCUUCCAAAAUGGACGCAACUUCCCCCUCUGCAUGGUGCUCAUCGCUGUCGAAGGUUCGCUCUUCUACCUGAUGAACAAUAUCUACCCGUCUCAAGUCAACGGACUCUGGGAGCAGCCGGGAACCAUCAAGGCCAACGCAUAUCUCCUCCCCUUCUUCAUGGUUAUCACCGUUGUCUCGCCCUUCCUCUCCAUCUACGUUACCAAAUUCAGAGAUGUCAAGUGGCCCAUCUUCGUUGGCUUCAUUUCUUUCAGUGCUUCUGUCAUCGGGCUCGCUCUUGCUGGCACCAGUGGCAAAAUGGGCCUUGUAUUUAACGGUAUUGGGGGCUUGGGUUUUGCUCCCGUCCUGAUCCUGAUCAUGGUCUGGGUUCAGGUAAGCAACAGGCGUUUUCUUGAAUUGCCUAGCAACAAGCUGACAACAUCACUUAUANNGAACUCAACCCCUCCACUCUUCAUCGGUACCGCUUCAGCUCUUACCAUCUCCUCUCGCACUCUUGGUGGUACUGUCGGCCUGGGUAUCGCGAAUGCAAUCUACGGAUCUCUCACAAACACUCAGAUUCCUGAGUCUAUCAUCGCUGCCGUCGCUCCCCUCGGCUUCAACCCAGCCCACAUCGGCCAGCUCAUCGUAUUCUACUUUUCUGGCCAGGGCCUCGACAAGAUCCCAGGAAUCAACGGACAAAUCCUCGGUGCUGGCCUUGCAGCGCUUCAUAAGACAGAGGCUCACGCAUACCGCGUUGUCUGGUUUUCCUUCUUACCCGGCUGUAUACUCGCAAGCGCUAUUUGCCUCUUCAUGCACAACUCGAGCGAGAGAAUGAAUUGGGUUGUCGAUGCCCCUCUCGAGACAAAGGCUGAUGCACUCUCCGCCAAGGAACAAGCAUUGGAGGCAGACCACGCAACCGUUCACAUUCCUACCUUGAACGACAACGUCGAGGUCGAGCUGGUCGAGCGCAGAUAG
This is a messenger RNA of Aureobasidium vineae, 1956 nucleotides long. Lineage: Eukaryota; Fungi; Ascomycota; Dothideomycetes; Dothideales; Saccotheciaceae. The record is from the annotation of a GenBank genome assembly.